AUGCCAAAGAGAUAUAUAUUCCUCGAAGAAGGGUGUAAACCUACUUUACGUAAAGUUCACACCUCAAACUUGUUUGACUUACUUCAACUUUCGCUUCGUGAAGAAAAUUACUGUCGUGCCACCCGAAUCGUUGAGAUUCUGUUACAAUGUCCCGAGACAAACGUUACUUUAAUUUGGCAGGCGGCUGUGGAAGUAUUAACGCACUUUAAUUACUCAAAAAAAGUCUGCGUGGAAUUCUUCAACAAAUUAUUAAUAUACACCAAAAGUGUGAGUGAAAUUCUGCUGGAAUUGAUCUUUUUCCAGAUGAAGUCUGGAAAUUCGGCGGAGGCACUCGAAACUCUCGAAACAUACUUACCACAAGUGCCAUUCUGUGAUAAUCCACUUUUUCACGGUUAUACAGGCUUAUUGGCCUACGCACUAUGGGAUCAUCUAGGCGUUGCUAAUAAUAUUUCUUAUAUAUCGUCAAAUGGACGAGAGGAAGUAGAACGAUCAGUUAUCGAGCAUGACGACGAACAUAUUAUGGAAGAUGAUGAGCAUCACAUGGAAGAAAGAAUGAGAUAUUACAAUUUAAGUGCCAGAUCUCUCAAAAAGUCUUUAGACAUGGACAUUAGAAAUGAUAUGUUUUUCGUGUAUUAUGUUAAGUUAUUAUUAGCCGGCGAAGAUUUUGAAGAAGCAUUUCAUAUAAUCGACACUUUUUGUGACAAAAAUCCGCAUGCUUUGACUGGCCAUAGAAUCCGCUUCGAGACCUUGUACUAUCAUCGAAAUGAAAAUGCUGAGUGGGUCAAUGCUGGAAAGGAAUAUCAUAAGAUAGAUCCAUUAAGUCCACCUGAAAAGGUAGAAAGUACAUGGUUUGUCUACUUAUCCAAAAAUGUUAAAUGUGCUAAUCAAAGUUUAAAAUCAGAGCGAAAAAAGGAUGAAGAGACAUUAGUCAAUGCACAUUAUAACAUAGUUGAGCUGUUUUUUCAACGUGUCGAGCAUGGGGAUGAUAAAACUUAUUACCUGAAAAAGUUACUAUUUCACUUUGUUUGGUUAGAGUACGUACAUCUUUUUGUUCACAAAUACAUUGUUAUCUAUUUGUGCCAAUAUUAUGGCAAUGCAUAUGUGGCUACAUUCACUUUACAUGCUUCCAUUAGGUUCCUCGAAUUGAAGCGCGGGUUAAUUGAUACCCUACUUGAAACUCGUACCAGUUGGUAUAAAUCGUUCACCUUGAAUCAGAAACAUAAAACCAGAGAUCAUGCUGGGCUCUACAUUCUGAUGACUGUUCUUUUAGGUGGUCGUUUUCACGAAAAAGAGGUCAAUGCAGAGAAAUUCAAAGAGCGAGUGUUGAAAGCUACGUCACUAAGCCACGGUAACCGACCAACUAAAUAUAGAAUCGAUGUUCACGAGAGCAGUUUUUCCGAUCAAAGCGAUAAUGAAGUAUCUUUCGAAUCUUCGGAAUUUCAUUAUAAUGAUUAUGAAAAGUUCGAUGAAGACUUGUCGACUGUUAAAGAAAAGGAAUCAGUUCUAGAUGACUUUUUUGCAGAAAUCUUGAAUGAAAUACUACAAUGA
Messenger RNA from Acaulospora morrowiae, 1548 nucleotides. Lineage: Eukaryota; Fungi; Glomeromycota; Glomeromycetes; Diversisporales; Acaulosporaceae. The record is from the annotation of a GenBank genome assembly.